AAAUGCUAUGUUUUGGCUUUGUUUUGUAAUUGGUUUUCAGAUGCUGGGAAGUCAACAAUUGGAGGAGGACAGAUACUCUUCCUUACUGGUCAGGUUUCCAAAAAUAUGAGAAAGAAGCGAAAGACAGAAGUAGAGAAAGCUGGUGUAUGGCAUAUAUUAUGGACUCUAAUGAAGAGGAGAGAAUUAAGGGUAUUACUGUGGAAGUUAGAAGAGCACGCUUUGAGACUGAAAAUACUAGGUUUGCCAUUUUGGAUGCACCUUUCUAUCAAAUGAAACUCUCCUUCUUCAUGCAAGCAGUGUUGCAAAACACGGUAGGCAGACUAGCGCCCAGUGCACAGGAGCACCCAGGUCAGAUUUGGGCCACAGCGCCUGAGGUUCUGCCAUCUUUCUGACUAAAACUCCAGCAGAGUAGCUCACCAGGGCCCUCUGAGAAAGUUUCCGAUGUUGCAUCCUGGAUUAUGGCACAAUUUUGUUGCAGAUCACUGUUCACAUGGGCAGUCCAAGGGGUGAGGUGGUCUCGUGACCAGUGCCUCCUGGUCAACUAAUCCCUACUUUUGCAAUACUGCCUGCAAACCAUCCUCACUACAUUUGAUUAGAGUUUUUGAGAUGUGACAGCUUAGCUACUUAUGAUUCUAAAUACUUAUCAAGUUUGUGUGUGCGAACAAGUUUGUAAUCUAAAUGGAGUUAUGUACAGUACUGACGUAGGGAAGUUGUGAAUUUGUUUACAGAAUAAGAUUCUCAGCUCUUCUAUUCUUUGGCCAUAAUUUGUUGUGUUUUGAAUGUAUAUUUCCCAAUCAAUUUUGCUUCCUUAUAUGAUUUAACUUUGAGUUUUGGGUUGUUUGUUCAGGGUCACAAGAGUUAUGUCCCAAAUAUGAUCAGUGGAGCAGCUCAAGCAGAUAUUGGUGUUCUGGUUAUUUCUGCCCUUAAAGGGGAAUUCGAAACUGGAUAUGACAUAUGAGGGGUGGGCAAACCUGUCAACAUGUUCAGCUUGCAAAAACUUUGGGCUUAUCUGAGCUGUUCAUGGUUGUGAACAAAAUGGAUGAUCCCACUGUUAACUGGUCAAAAGAAAGGUGCUGUUACUGA
Messenger RNA from Rubroshorea leprosula, 1083 nucleotides. NCBI's taxonomy places the organism in Eukaryota, Viridiplantae, Streptophyta, Magnoliopsida, Malvales, Dipterocarpaceae. The record is from the annotation of a GenBank genome assembly.